This is a messenger RNA of Athene cunicularia (burrowing owl), 3505 nucleotides long. It is a transcript of the gene NT5DC2, whose product is annotated as 5'-nucleotidase domain containing 2. Lineage: Eukaryota; Metazoa; Chordata; Aves; Strigiformes; Strigidae. The transcript is spliced from 14 exons. The record is from RefSeq and is a predicted model, not a curated record. Bases 70 to 1530 code for a protein of 486 amino acids. Gene Ontology annotation, molecular function: 5'-nucleotidase activity.
GCGGGCUGCCAGCCCCUCCCGGCCGAGGGAGCCGACACCAAGACCUACUUGUGGGCCAGGUACCACGAGAUGAAAAAGCUGGUCUACGAUCUCCUUCCACCAGGAGUCUGCAAUCUUCUCAACCCGGCCGCUAUCUACGCUAACAACGAGAUCAGCCUGGGAGAUGUUGAGAUAUAUGGCUUUGACUACGAUUACACAUUAGCACAGUAUUCUAAUUUACUACACUCUAUGAUUUUCAACACUGCAAGAGACAUCCUAAUAGAACAAUUCAAGUAUCCAGAAGGGCUUGGGAAGUAUGACUACAUUCCAGGGUUUGCCAUACGUGGACUUCACUAUGAUGUACAAAAGAGUCUUCUCAUGAAGAUCGAUGCUUUCCAUUAUGUCCAGCUGGGGACGGCAUAUAGAGGGCUCAAACCAGUGCCUGAUGAAGAGGUAAUCGAACUCUAUGGUGGUACGCAGCACAUCCCCCUGUACCAGAUGAGUGACUUCUAUGGCAAGGGUCCAUCACUUAAGCAGUUUAUGGACAUUUUUUCUCUUCCUGAAAUGACGCUGCUCUCUUCAGUCAUUGAUUACUUCAUAACUCACAACAUUGAGUUUGACCAGGUGCAUCUUUACAAGGAUAUAUCUGAUGCUAUUAGAGAUGUACAUGUGAAAGGAGUGAUGUACAAAUGGAUUGAAAAAGAUAUGGAACAGUAUAUUCUGCAUGGGGAUGAAAUCUAUGCUGUGCUAAACCGACUGGUGAACCACAAGAAGAAACUCUUCCUCAUUACAAACAGUCCCUUUAGCUUUGUGGACAAAGGAAUGAAACACAUGGUUGGCAAGAAUUGGCGAGACUUAUUCGACAUGGUCAUUGUGCAAGCUGACAAGCCCAACUUCUUCACUGAUCGGCGGAAACCUUUUAGAAAACUUGAUGAUAAAGGCUCACUGCAGUGGGACAAAAUAAACCAGCUGGAGAAAGGAAAGAUCUACAAAGAGGGAAACCUCUUUGAUUUUUUGAGGCUGACAGGCUGGCGUGGGUCCAAGGUGCUCUACUUCGGUGAUCAUCUGUACAGCGACCUUGCAGACCUCAUGCUGCGUCAUGGCUGGAGGACUGGAGCCAUCGUUCCUGAACUGGAGACGGAGAUUCGUAUCAUAAACACAGAGCAGUACAUGCACUCCCUGACCUGGCAGCAGGCUCUGACAGGGCUGCUAGAGAGAAUGCAGAUGUAUCAGGAUGCGGAGUCGAAGCAAGUAUUGCUGGAGUGGAUGAAGGAACGUCAGGAGAUCAGGUCGCUGACAAAGAACCUGUUCAACCCCCAGUUUGGGAGCAUCUUUCGCACCUUCCACAACCCCACGUACUUCUCUCGACGGCUGGUGCGUUUCUCUGAUAUCUACAUGGCUUCCAUCAGCUGCCUACUGAACUAUGACGUGAAUUUCACCUUCUACCCCCGGCGCACCCCGCUGCAGCACGAGGCUCCGCUCUGGAUGGAUCAGCUCUGCACAGGCUGCAUGAAAACCCCCUUCCUGGAGGAGAUGGUGCAUAUCCGGUGAGGGCAACAGCACCGUGCAAGUCUGUACGUGGGGCCGGGCUGCUCGGCCAGCAGCACCUCUGUCUACCACUAAAGGGCGUUUGACACUUAAGUAUGUGUGUAGAAGGUGUGUUUAUUUUUUUCCCUUCACUGGCUCCGUCCCUUUCCCUGAGGUGCUUUGCAGGCAGAACAGAGGAUGAGUCCUUGUUCUGGGCCAUAAGGGAGCUGCCAGGAGGCUGCUGGAGGAGUACAGAGGCUGGAGAGCAAGUGCUGGGGGUGGGAACCCACUGCUCCCUGCUCUGUGCCCAGAGAAAGGGCUCAAAAAUGGAGUUCUGAGUCUCCAGUGCUUGGUGAGGUCAGUGUGGACCACCCCCCUCAUGAGGUGUGACAAGGUAUGUCAGGGCUGUAGCUGCCCCGAGAGCCCUGGGAACUACAGCAGGUGUGAUUCUGCAGGGGGACAGUGAGGGAACAGUGUUACUGGCUGGGCAACCAGUGAAGCACAUCAGUCAGUGCAUCACAGAUGACAUCAGCAAGCGUUACCUACCCAGAACUGGUACCAGCAGCCCUCUGGUAGGUAACUGGUUAGUUAGAUGUGCAGGAUGUGCAAGUUCUGUGUGAGAGCAGGUCAGAAGGUCUAAAAAUAAAUGUUUUGAUGACAUGCCUGUUUUCUGAGUGAGCUUAGUGCAAUGUGACAUCAAUAUUUUGGUAACUGAUGUGGUAUGGUCAGUUUGACUCAUAGAGGGAUGGGGUCAGCCUUUAGGAAAGGUGGAGGGUUGGCAGCAGAGGUGGUGGCUGUUCACCUGUGUGUGCUGGGCUGGGGCCUGAGGGGUCUGGAGGGGCUGCUGAGGAGGGUCGGGGGGGUUGUGAGCAUGAAACACUUCUGGGGGUGGUGGGUGAGAAAGGGGAGUGUGGCCGUGCAGAGCAUUGUAGUGCCUCAGGUGGAAGAAGAAGAGGAGGUGAGAAUAGCGAUGUCAGAGGACAGGAGUGACAGUGGGGAGGCCCAGGCAGGUCAGAGAUACUUUAGGAUGUGGUGGGCAGGAAGUAAGGUUCUUCACCUGGCUUGGGGCUGGGCAGGUUUGGGACAGGCAGUGUGCUGGGGAGGGAUGAGGGGGCAGUUAGCUGGGGACAGGGUGUUAAGAGUUUGUGGCACCCUUGUGCUGGCCGGCCCUAGGAAACAGGAGAACACCAUGCCCUGAGAAAGCAGAGUGUCAGCUGUGGGAUGAAGGAGGGUUGAGAGUGUCCCUGGGGUGGGGCAGGUGGUGGUCUGAGGCCCCAGAGCAGGUGGGAGACGCGUAAUGCGGCUGCUCUCACUAUCAGUAGAGGUGCAGGGGCAGGUGGGGGCUGUUUGAGGGCAGAGCGCUUGGUGCAGGCUCUGGAGAGGGUGGUUGCCUCUGUCCACCACCGCCUCCCCUCCUUACUGCACCAUGUGCAGAUGGCAACAAGGGUGACUGCCAGCAGUGCUGAGGUGACACAGAGAAGGAACAGUGAUGGGGCACAGGGCUGUGGGCAGGCAGGGAAAGGGGUGAGUGACCGCAGAGUGUGUGUGACGGGUCGUGGGGCUGCAGAGGGGAAGGGCUGUCGGUUUUGCAGGGCUGGGGAUGAGCAUGGGGGCAGGCAGGGGUUGCUCGUCAGCACAGGGCUGGGGCAAGUGCUGCUGGGGCUGAGUCUCAUCAGCGUGGGGGGCAGGUAAGGGAGAGGAACCCUCUGCCAGGAAACUCCUCAGAGAAAGAUCCUGAAGUACAACGUGUGUCAGCAACCCUCAGUGAUACACAAACACACUUGUCUCUCCUGCACGUUCCUCCCUGGCAGGGUGCCAGUCUGUCACUUGUGUUACUGCCUUGUCUUUGUGCUACGUGCCAGCCUGUCACUAACUUUUAAAACGCCUUGCUCUCGACUCCGUGGCCUACACAAGUGCUGUUUAACAUAGCUGCUCUAAUCAAAUGGUUGUAGGAUGUGCAUGUGGCAUUUGAUAUCUUUGUGCAAUAAAAGUCUGUGGC